Messenger RNA from Nerophis ophidion (straightnose pipefish), 6986 nucleotides. RefSeq names its product zinc finger protein 385A (gene znf385a). Lineage: Eukaryota; Metazoa; Chordata; Actinopteri; Syngnathiformes; Syngnathidae. The transcript has 9 exons. The coding region runs from base 733 to 1953 and encodes 406 amino acids. The record is from RefSeq and is a predicted model, not a curated record. Gene Ontology annotation, molecular function: zinc ion binding; nucleic acid binding. Gene Ontology annotation, cellular component: nucleus.
UCUCCCGAACCCCCUUACGAAAGGGAAGAAGUUGUUUGUCAGCUCUUUCAUUGGAGAUCACUGCAAUCCCUCCUGGCUACUGAAGAAGAACAGACGAAGACCUAGGCUGUGUAGACUCCACCUCUGAUUGGUUACCUCACUUUAGGUUCCUCCUACUGACUCUCCUCUCUCUUGCUCCCCUUUGCAACUAAACCCCUUCAUAGUGUAUACCUGAACGACAGCUGCAGGAGCACUGGACCCCUCCUCCACACACACAGACACACACACACACACACACACACAUACACACCCACACACGUGCUCUUUCCCUCUCAUUUUCUCUCUCUCUCACACACACACACACACACACACACACACACACACACACACACACACACACACACACACACACGCGCGCGCACACACACACACGCACACACACACACACACACACACACACACACACACACACACACACAAACACACAGCUUUUCACCUGGAGAGUGCAGGCAUGUGCAACAGCAGUUGUCUCUCCCCACAUCAUCUGAGUUGACUCCUUCUGGAUUGUUGAGGACAAUUCUGACGUUGGAGUUAUUUGUGGAGGGCACCACUUUCAACACACAGCAUGAUUUUGGCUGCCGUCGACUUCCCUCAGAGACUGGCGUCAAGACACCCGUGGACACACCCCUCUGACUAUCAGGGGGUAUAAAUCGUGCCGGGCCAGCGGUGCCGACAUUCUUGCGCAACCCAACGAUGAUCCAGCCUCACUUGGACAUGAAGCCCUUCUUGCCGUUCCCCAUGGAGACUCCUCCUCCGCACAGCUUCAACCUCUUCCACAACUUCAACACAAUGGACCCAGUCCAGAAGGCUGUGAUCAACCACACCUUCGGAGUUCCACUGGUCAAGACCAAGCGUCCGGUCAUUUCCUGUAACGUCUGUUCAAUCCGUUUCAACUCAGAGAGCCAAGCAGAAUCCCACUACAAAGGAAACCGCCAUGCCAGGAGAGUCAAAGGCAUUGAGACAUCUAAGAGUCGUCAAGAUGGGGACAAGCCCUCACAGAUUGUGACCCCCACCACCUCCCCUUCCCCUCCAGGAGCCCAGGGCGCUUCCAUUGAUGGUGAGCCCAGCAACCAAGAUGAAACACAGGAUCUGUCACCGGUAAACGGGCCCCUGCUGGCCCCAGGACCUUUGCCCCCUCUCACCACACCACCUACCCCACCAAUGGAUUCCCCAUCCUUGUGCACCCUCCUGGCCACGUCCAGCCCUUCCUCCUCGCCAGACUGCAGCCUCCCCAACUCAGAGCAGCCCCCGGUGUCAGGGGCCACGGGCAGCCCACCCGGCCCAGAGACGGAGGAAGACAAAGCAAAGAAGCUGCUUUACUGCUCCUUGUGUAAGGUGGCUGUCAAUUCCUUGUCACAACUGGAAGCUCACAACAAAGGUACCAAACACAAAACCAUCUUGGAAGCGCGGAGCGGGCUGGGCCCCAUCAAAUCAUAUCCACGCCUGGGCCCCAAGCCCAGUGGAGAGCAGGGAAGUGGGCCGGUGGACCCAAACACUCAGGAAAGAACCUUCCACUGUGAGAUCUGCAAUGUGCGGGUCAAUUCUGAACAGCAGCUCAAACAGCACAUAUCAAGUCGAAGGCACCGGGAUGGCAUGGCAGGCAAGCCAAACCCUCUCCUCAGCCGGCACAAGAAGCACAGGGGAGCUGAUCUAAUGACCUCUCUGAACUUCUCCAAGGAUCUCACCAAAGCUUUGGGGGCAGGCCUGCUGCCCAGCCCCUUGGCUCUUGCUGCGGCAAUGGCUGCCGCCGCUUCCAGGAACCCGCUGGCUCUCCGUGCGGCGCCUCCCACGCCCCACCCGCACCACCCACACCACCACCUGCUGCAAGGACCGCCUCUAAGCCACGCCAUCCUGAGACCCGCCCCUGGGCCCAUACGCACCACCCACGGGCCCAUCCUCUUCUCCCCUUACUGACAUAUCACACCAUCUGACUUGGGACUGGUUGGGAUCAGCCUCUCCAAAAGCACACUGUGAAGAUACAAACACGAUCCACAGACCGCAACUGAUCCAAGCUUAUUUAAACAUGUCCUGGGGGAGGAAAGAAGGAGAACUUCAAGUCUCUCGUAUUUCCCUUUACCUGAAACCCUUUCUCCAUUUCAAAGACUUGCGAGUGACCUGCAUAUGGAACGGGCAGAGGGGGAGAUAUUCAUUAUCGAUUGAACUUGUACAUCCCGUCGCUGUAGCCAGACAUGGUUGCUUGAAGAGCUCCAGAAGACACACCAUCUAAACCACAUGGACCAGAUCAUCAUUCUUCUGCCACCAUAAAGCAUCAAUGUGCUCUUCUCAUCCUAUGCACUUAAAAAAAACAACAACGACGGUGAUGUUUUGUCGGUAGUGUAGCUUUGUGUGCACCACAUGUACUAAUGGUGGUAGGAAGUACUGCAUAAGACCCCUCAAUAAUGUAAGUAGUAUUUGCAGACAGGCAGGUGGAGAACUCUCUUUUGAGAAGGGUUUUAGCACAGGUUAUUGGAUGGUUGCAUGCAGAAACACACACAAAUCUAUGUCUUAAAAUAGAUUGCAGUGAAAAAAAAAAAAUUCACCGGGCAGAUCUGCAAUACUCAGUAUCAGUCAAAGAAAGGAAGCCUCUGCAAGGCUCGAAAUUAAAGCAGUUUGGGACAUAUAGUAAAACCAUCUGUGUUUAUAUGACGCUGGUUGACUUCUAUAAGAACAUACAUGUUGAGCUUCCACACUGUAUUAAUAUGAUUGCCUCAGAAGUAGAACACAACCUGUUUUUUAAGUGCAGUAAAAAUAUCCCUUAUUUUCACACUAAUAGCCAUAUGGUUUUUGGCUGUAUGCUAUUUAGGUUAUCAAAUGCAUUUGGUAGCGCAUAGUGUGCUAAGCUUUCAAGAUACCUAAGAAUGGGGGUGUCCCGAUACAACUUUUAGACUUCCGACACAACAACGAUCUGGGAGCUUUGAGUACUGGCCGAUAAUCAGAUACGAUAUCAGCACAAAUCAUUCAUGCAUGUGUUGUUUUGUUGAGUGGAAUGUUAGAACAUGUUUGAUCACGUUUAAUUACUCAGUUUAAUCACAUUUAAUUACUCAAAUAGAGAGUAAUUGUAGGUAUGAAACACACUAACCAUAUGAUAGUCUUACAGUAAGAAAGGGAUUCAUAUGGCCCCAUUCCUGGGUGGAUCUCGCGUGAGAGGAAGGUGGGAGCUUAAUCAUUUUGCCAUACAGUCUGCUGGAAAUAAUGGAAAGCACCGCUCUCCAUAGCAACUGACACUGUGGUCAAAGUUGGUAAUUGGGAAGGGGUGGUGCAGUUGGGAAAGUGGUCGUGCCAGCAAACUGAGGGUUCCGGGUUCAAUCCCCACCUUCUACCAACCUCGUCACAUCUGUUGUGUUCUUGAGCAAGACACUUUACCCUUGCUCCUGAUGGGUUGGGUGUUAGGGCCUUGCAUGGCAGCUCCCCCCAUCACUGUGUGAAUGUGGAAAUAGUGUCAAAGCGCUUUGAGUACCUUGAAGGUAGAAAAGCUCUUCAUAAGUAUAACCCAUUGUAAUUGCCACAAAACACAUUUCAAGAUAUUCAACACUCCCCUGCUGUCUGGGGACUUAAGUGGAUAGUGCACCUUCCUAUUCGUCACGUUGCAUGUGUCAGGUAAACCUUGAAGAAUGAAUCCCCUUCCUAUUGUAUGCUCUCUUUAAGUUAAAGUUGUAGGGUAAUUUGUUUUUUUAGUAACACCUUGUGGCAACAAUAAUCAAUUUAAGAGUUUGAUGCAGUCAUUUGAAUGAUGUGGACACGUUUGUUACUGGAUACCUUUUAAUACACUUCUAACAUGGAGAAUUUGUAUCGAAGUAAAACAAUAAAUAUUUGAUAAUUGUUUAUAUUGACAAAUGUGGUGUUUUAGACUGCUAUAUUUUUCAGUAAGUCUUUCAAGGACACUAAUUAUGUAUGUCUAGCUUUUACGCUAACUUGUGCUUAGCUGUUGUGUAGAUGCUUGCCCUUAGUAGCCUACUAUAUAGCCUAUCAUGUUUACAUUUUCAAAAUUCAAAAGUCUUUAAGUAAUUUUGCAAACACAAUGACAUUUUUAGAAGUUCAAAUAAUGACACAAAAUAUUAAAAAAAAAAACACUCGCAAAGUACAAAAUGUAAAAAUAUUUAAGUGACUUUACUGAAAUACUAGAGAAGUCCAACAUUGUGUGCUUAUUGGAAGACAUUUUGCUGUUAACUAGGCUUUGCACAAGUAAACGAGCUGCAGGACUGCUAAUAUCGGACCAAUAUCUGACACCAAUAUCGGAUCGGGACACCCCUACCUAAAAUACUUUUUUAUGUGUUUACGUUCCAUUUGUGGUUCUAUGGUUAUUAUUAUAAUUUCCCUAUUUACAAUAACUGGUGUCGUUUUGUGGUGGUUUCACACAAAGUUUACACUUUCGAGGCAUAUUUUUCCAGAAGUAUUUGUUUAUAGCUACUCCCUGUCAUACGACUUCAAAUGUUCCACUGUCCUGUAACUGCCGUAUUAGCGCCAUGAUCACUGCAAAUACUACACAUUAGGGAGAGUUCACAUCGGGCUUUCACGCAGCAAAAACCUGUCACUAACCUCACAUGAACCCAGGUGUUCAAUCAUUGAUUCACACUGUGGGUGGUGCAGCUCAACCAUGUGUGCGCUAACGUAACCAAGCUGUUUCUGUGUGCAACCUCACAUCUGGGUCCUGCAGGGUCGAACUUUUAUAUGACGCCGUUAUCUGUUCCAGCCCUUUCACAUUCUCUCGCUACUCACCUUCCUGUCAAAGUGCACAAAGGCUGCAUUCACACUGCAGGGUAUGACGAUAGCCCGUAAUGAUUUUUUUUUAUUGAAUCAUCACCCAAAAACUUCAAUUUAUGGUUAAAGUGAACGGAAAGUGUCACAGCGAUUGGACCUUAAGUUCUACUAUAUCUUAAUAACGUCUAAAACUGGUUCUCUAUUUUUUUUUCCCUCAAGUAUCACCUCAAACACGCAACCAUAAUGACCAACAUACAAAUGUAGUGGUGUAGUAGGCCUAACUAUUCAUUACAAACAAGGCAGUGGUUUUAUUUUGCAAGUAUAUUCAAUAUGUUUGGCCACUGUAACAUUACACACAGUUUGAACAGUAACACCGUGUUUGAAUAUUUAAUUAAGUGAUUAUUUGGCAGAAUAAGAAUCCCUGGUCUAAAAUAUCAUAUAUUUGCCACUGACUGUUUUCUGCGACUUUGUCCACAAUAUACUUUUGCACCCUGAUCAGAUACAUAUCUGAUGGCCACAUACAAAAAGGCCUGAGUCGGAUUAAAACAUCGGAAUUACACUGUUAAGUUAAAGUUAAAGUACCCAUGAUUGUCAUACACACACACUCGGUGUGGCAAAAUGUUUUUCUGCAUUUGACCCAUCACCCUUGAUCACCCCCUGGGAGGUGAGGGGAGCAGUGAGCAGCAGCGGUGGCCAUGCCGGGUAAUAAUUUUUGGUGAUUUAACCACCAAUUCCAACCCUUGAUGCUGAGUGUCUCAUUUCACAUUGAUGUGAAAAAAGCAGAUAUUGAGAAAAUCUGAAUUUAACUGCAGUAGAGUAAUGUACACAAUAAUUUGGGCAAUCGAAUGCUUGGAAAAAAGCAUUGGGGGUGGGGUGGAUCAAAGCUAAAAACAUCCAUCCAUCCAUCCAUUUUUUACCGCUUCCGUUCGGGGCCCAUAAAUGAAGUAAUGAUUGAGUUGAAGCCAGCUCAAAAUUUUCCCUUACAAAAUUGAAAGCCAUGCCUUUGUUUUAUUUCACAAAGACUGCUGAGCACUUUGUUUGAUUUUAGACUGGUUUGAAUUAUUUCAUGCAUUAAGACAAACAAAACGAAAAAAGGCAGCAUGAUCUAAUACUGUAGGUCGGAAACACAAGGAUGAGAAUGUUGGUAACCCGCAGAUCUGUAGAGGAGUCACAACUGAUGCUGCAACUGAGCUAUGGAGAUGUACACUGUGCCCUUUUAUUUAGAAUCAAUGAGCUCUAAUGUCUUACCUUUUGUCUGAAUAUUGCAAUGCAAUGAGCAUUUUUGUAUCGUUAUCAUUGUGACGUGUCUGGAAGUCAAACAUGUAAACUGGCAGUCGGCAGACAGACUUUUCGGUUCUUCCAUAAUUCCUCCUGAGGGCGGACUGAGAGAGAGAAAUGUGUUUUUCAGGGGUCGACCCUUCAUAUUAAAGGGCCUUUGUUUUGCUUGGGGGUAGUUCUGCGUUUGGGAACAGGGUAGAAAAUGGAGAGACAAAAGCUAUAGACUUGUGUCGUUUGUUCCAUGAGGAACAUUUGCAAUGCCAUUAUUCCAAGAAGAGUCUGGCCUUGUGUUGUCCACCAUUGUGCUCUUUUUUUUUUUUUUUGUUGCAGAGCAGAAAUCUUCUUCAUGAGUCUGUUUCGCAAGUGAGGAACUAUUCCAGGGUCUGUGCUCUUCUUCCUAUUGGUGUGUGUAACAUAUGUGUUCUAGUGUGUGUUGGGACUUGCUCGCUUCCCAUGUCGUCGCCACCUGGAGUUAUAGAGUGGCCUAUCACAGUAUGGUACAUGGGACCUCCAUCCCGUGUACUGCAAUCUGGCCUCUCCGAAAGGUUUGAAGCACUCAUCAUCCUUAGUCACUUGUGGGAGAAAAUAUAUUAGAUUCCUAUUUUCAGAGCAGGUGUUCCAUGUUAGCUAUGUUUCGGCGACUAGCCUUAGCCUUAUUGUGCCCUCCGCCUCUCCUGCAGCAGAGAGCAAGAGAGAAGAGAGGCUAUGAUGUACGUGUGUCUUGCCACUAAAGUUAUUUUUUUGAAUUUCAUCGUCAGAUGGACAAAGAGUUUGUAUAGUGAACUGUAGCAAUACCUGACUCAUUCUGGCUACUCUUGUUUAUUGCAAUAAGAAAAUGAACAAUACAUGUGUACGUGAGUAAAUCAUUAUUAUUAAUGUAAUUUAAAAAUGACAAACUUUAUGGUAAACAAUGUAGGUAUCAAGAGAAACCAUGGUGGAGAAAAGUAAAUGUCAAUAAAUCAUUAACCAAG